AUGAAGACUUGUUAUUAUGAAUUGCUAGGUGUGGAAGUUACAGCUUCUGACGCUGAGUUGAAGAAGGCAUAUAGGAAAAAGGCAUUGCAGUUCCACCCCGAUAAGAAUCCAGAUAAUGUUGAUGAAGCCACUGAAAACUUUGCCACUAUAAGAGCAGCGUAUGAAGUAUUGUCAGAUCCUCAAGAGAGAGCAUGGUACGAUGCACAUAAGGAACAAAUUUUGAAUGAUUCUCCCAUUGGUACCGCUGAAGAUGGUUAUUAUGAUGAUGAAGAUCAUGUAGUUGAUUCUACGGUGACGGGAGUUACUACUGAUGAGCUAUUGAUGUUUUUCAAUCUUUCUUUAUAUACGAAGGUGAAUGAUUCCCCUGCUGGAUUGUAUCAAAUUGCUGGUAAGAUAUUUAGUAAAUUGGCUAAAGAUGAAGUUAUGUGUGGUAGAAGAUUAGGGCUGAAAAAUUAUGAUUUUUAUCAAGAUGAUUAUUUUGAAAAUGAUAUUAAUGAAAUAGGAUAUUUGAAAGCUUGUGAUAGACGUGGGUUUAACAUUGAUGAUUCCAAUUAUUUGUUCCCGGGAUUUGGAUAUUCAAGCACUGAUUAUGAAUAUUUGAAAAGAUUUUAUAAAGUAUGGGCUAGCUUUAGUACGUUGAAAAGCUUCAGUUGGAAAGAUGAAUAUAUGUAUUCUAGAACAUAUGAUAGAAGGACGAAAAGAGAAAUAAAUAAACGAAAUGAAAAAGCUAGACAACAAGCUAGAAAUGAAUAUAAUAAGACGGUGAAAAGGUUUGUUUCAUUCAUUAAGAAACUUGAUAAAAGAAUGAAAGAUGGUAUUAGAAGAGCCGAAGAAGAAAGGCUUCAAAAGGAAGAGCAAAGAAAGAAAGAACUAAAAGAAAAUAUUAAUAAGAAAAAUAAUAAUGUGGACGGUUCAGAGUUUGAAGUUCAAAGUUGGCAAGCUGUAGAGGAAAAUUGGGAUGAAUUUGAAAAGAGAUACGAGAGAGCAGAUGAAAUUAAAGAUGAUGAAACAUUGGAAACAAGUAUACCGACGAACGAAUCUGAUGAAAUUAUUGUAUAUGAAUGUUUUGUUUGUAAAAAGGUUUUCAAAUCAGAAAAGCAAUUUGAGAACCAUACCAAGACGAAGAGUCAUAAGAAAAAGGUUUAUGAAUUACAAAAGGAAGUAAGGAAAGAAAAUAUGACUUUUGGCUUAGAUGAGUUAUCUGAUUUAGACGAGUUUAAGUCUGUUGAUGGUAGUACAAUUGAUGAAAAUGACACUACUUUGAAUAUCAAUGUUGAUAAAAUUGAUCUUGAAAAACUUAAUGCAGAAUUGGCAGAAAUUGAAAGGCAGCUUGCAGCGUCUCCUUCCGAUUCCGAUUCCGAUUCCGAUUCAGAAGAUAAUAUUGAUGGAAAGGUUGAGGAGUUUGAGAUAGAGAUCGACGAUGUAUCUUUGAAUGAAGAAAUGGACGAUAAAACUGAUGGAGUACAAUCACCAGAAUCUAAUACGGAGAGCAAGCCUGCUGAUAACAAAGAAAAAGAUGACGGUGAAGAUGACGAAGAGGAAGAGGAAGAGGAAGAGGAAGAGGAAGAUGAGUUAACUAAAAUCUUGGCUUCGUUAACGGAGAAAAAAUUCCAAGUAAGUGAUGAAGAAGAAGAUUGGAAUACCAAUAAUAAAAAUAAGAAGAAAAAGAAGAGCAAGAAGCAAAACAAUAAAAGUAAAGAGAUUUCUUCGAGGACUAGUACACCUUCGUUGACUGUAUCGAAAGAACCAAGCACAGAUAAUACAAAUCAAACUGAAAUAUGUGGGACUUGUGGUCAAGUUUUUGACAGUCGUAAUCAUCUCUUCCAACAUGUGAAGUCUAUGGGCCAUGCAGCGCCAACAAGUAAAGUGAAGAAAGCCAAGAAAUCAAAGACGAAGAAGAAGAAGAACAAAAUAUAA
Messenger RNA from Naumovozyma dairenensis CBS 421, 1917 nucleotides. It is a transcript of the gene JJJ1, whose product is annotated as Jjj1p. The record is from RefSeq and is a predicted model, not a curated record. The transcript has a single exon. Gene Ontology annotation, cellular component: cytoplasm. Lineage: Eukaryota; Fungi; Ascomycota; Saccharomycetes; Saccharomycetales; Saccharomycetaceae. Bases 1 to 1917 code for a protein of 638 amino acids.